Messenger RNA from Drosophila novamexicana, 2255 nucleotides. RefSeq names its product glutamate-gated chloride channel (gene GluClalpha). Gene Ontology annotation, molecular function: transmembrane signaling receptor activity; chloride channel activity; neurotransmitter receptor activity. The transcript is spliced from 13 exons. NCBI's taxonomy places the organism in Eukaryota, Metazoa, Arthropoda, Insecta, Diptera, Drosophilidae. Bases 120 to 1496 code for a protein of 458 amino acids. Gene Ontology annotation, biological process: chloride transmembrane transport; signal transduction; nervous system process. The record is from RefSeq and is a predicted model, not a curated record. Gene Ontology annotation, cellular component: membrane; neuron projection; synapse.
CGAACCCAAUUAAAAAUAAAGCUAGUCCCUCAAUACUUGGAUCACACAGCACACACACUCGGACAAGAGCUGAUCUAGAGCUUCAUUUUAGCAGCUACGUGGAGAGUUUGCGCCUAGCCAUGGGCACCGGACACUACUUCUGGGCGAUCUUCUACUUUACCAGCCUGUGCAGCGCCUCACUAGCAAAUAAUGCCAAAAUAAAUUUCCGAGAAAAGGAGAAAAAAGUCUUAGAUCAAAUUUUAGGUGCAGGCAAAUACGAUGCCAGAAUACGACCGUCUGGAAUAAAUGGCACAGAUGGUCCCGCCAUAGUCAGAAUCAAUCUAUUCGUACGCAGUAUAAUGACGAUUAGUGAUAUUAAAAUGGAGUACAGUGUACAGUUAACCUUCCGAGAACAAUGGACGGAUGAGCGCCUCAAAUUCGAUGAUAUACAGGGUCGCUUGAAAUAUCUCACACUCACGGAGGCGAAUCGCGUGUGGAUGCCGGAUCUGUUCUUUUCCAAUGAGAAGGAGGGACAUUUUCACAAUAUCAUUAUGCCCAAUGUAUACAUACGCAUAUUUCCCAAUGGUUCGGUGCUCUAUAGUAUACGCAUCUCAUUAACAUUGGCCUGCCCAAUGAAUCUCAAACUGUAUCCAUUGGAUAGGCAAAUAUGCUCACUACGAAUGGCUAGCUACGGCUGGACCACCAACGAUUUGGUAUUCCUUUGGAAAGAGGGUGAUCCAGUGCAAGUGGUUAAGAAUUUACACCUACCUCGCUUCACAUUGGAGAAGUUUUUGACUGAUUACUGUAACAGUAAAACCAACACGGGUGAAUACAGUUGCCUCAAAGUCGAUCUACUAUUCAAGCGAGAAUUCUCAUAUUACUUAAUACAAAUUUAUAUACCAUGCUGUAUGUUGGUCAUUGUCUCAUGGGUAUCAUUCUGGCUGGAUCAAGGAGCAGUGCCAGCGCGAGUAUCGUUAGGUGUGACCACUUUACUCACAAUGGCUACACAAACAUCGGGCAUUAAUGCCUCACUGCCGCCCGUUUCCUAUACAAAGGCAAUCGAUGUUUGGACCGGCGUCUGUUUGACGUUUGUCUUUGGGGCAUUACUUGAAUUCGCCCUGGUGAACUAUGCCUCCCGCUCAGGUUUGAAUAAAGCUAACAUGCAUAAGGAGAAUAUGAAAAAGAAACGUCGCGAUUUGGAGCAGGCCAGUUUAGAUGCCGCUUCAGAUUUGCUCGAUACAGAUAGCAAUGCAACAUUCGCAAUGAAGCCGCUGGUGCGUCAUCCAGGCGAUCCACUGGCGCUGGAGAAGCUGCGCCAAUGCGAGGUGCACAUGCAGCCACCGAAGCGUCCCAGCUGCUGUAAGACUUGGCUAUCCAAGUUCCCGACAAGACAAUGUUCUAGAUCGAAGAGAAUCGAUGUUAUAUCGCGCAUCACAUUCCCGCUGGUCUUUGCGCUCUUCAAUCUGGUCUACUGGAGCACAUAUCUCUUCAGGGAGGAGGAGGAUGAGACUUUCUAAAGCGCGUCCGCGUCUCUGAUUACCAAAGGCUAUGUAGAAUCCAACUUUAAAUUAACCAGAUAUAUUUAUAUAUAUAUACAUAUAUACCGAUAUGUAUGUAUAUAUAGGUAAAUGCUUUGCUUGAUCAAAAGGGUAGAGACAAGGCUUCAAGGCAUCUCCAGUAUAAGAAAUUUGAUUAAAACCAAAUAUAUUUACUAACUAUAAGUUAAGUUGAUCAAGUACGACUGUAUAGUAGUUAAAAAAGUAAUAAAAAAAAAGUAUAGAAAUCAAAGAAAAAAAAAGAAAACUACUAAAAUGCUGUAUUUUAAAAAGACGAAAACGAGGCGAUUUGGUGACGAUUUGAUAAAAAGCUUGCAGCUCAUUUGUAUUCAUUUGAUUUAAAUGUUCAAAAUUGUUAUAAAUUUAAUAAAUUAUUUUUAGGCUUUAAACCAGAUACGUUUGCUUCGUAACUCGAUUAGUUUAGUUCGAAACUAAUUAGUAUUAAUUUGUACUUAAAAGUGCGCUAAGUUAGAUGUAAAACAAAAAAAAAAAAGAAAACCAAGUCGCACGACGUUUGUAAAUAUUGUCAUAUUGUCAAUAAGUUUUAAGCCAGAUAGUUUAUACACAAUUCUAAAAUGAAAAACAUGAAACGAAACAAUGCGUGUAGAUAAAUUUAAGUUUAGGCAUAAAUAAGCAACAAUAACGAACUCAACAAAUCCUAGGCAAAUUCAAUUAUUAUGUUCACAAUCGAAUUAAAAAUUGAAAUAGAAGAUAAACAAA